AAAAGUAAGUGAAGAAUGGAGAAAACAAUCCUAAACAGCAAAAAAUUGAAAUCUGUGAUCAUUGUAUAAAAAUUCAGACAGCUAAAAUGUCUAAAGACCUGUUAUUUCAGUAGGACUAGUUUAACAGUUUAAUUUUUACAUUUAGCUGAACUGUAACAUUAGCAUCACAUGCUAAAUUUGGUAACUGCUGAAUAGCUGGGGUGAAGCUGAAACUAAGCUAAACUGUCAAAAUGAGCUGAAUGUAUUUAAAGAUUUAGAAGCAAAAAUCACCAACAAGUGUAAUAAAGCUCAGAAUAUAGGUGAAGAAUGGAUAAAAAAUGCUAAACAGCAGAAAACUUCAAUCUUUGAACAUUGAUUAAAAACUCGAAAUUUGAAAUGUUAAACAGCUGGCAUAGAGCCCUGCACGGGCCUAAAAUCUGAGCCCGUGUUCGGCCUGGCCCGAGAGGGUGGAGCCCCAGCCCGACCCGGUCCGAAAAGGUUUUCAGGAUUCUCUGGCCCGAGCCCGGCUUUUUUUUAACCAACUAAAUGAAAACCAAGUGCGUCAUUCCUGACCAAUGUGUUAAAAGACGUGCAGGAUCCGAUCAAUUUGUUUUCCCCUCAUUUACCGUCAGGGAGAUAACGGCACACUGGCUCUGGUGGUAAUCAAGUAAAAUUUUAUCUCUUUCCAACAAUUUUCACAAGAAAACAGAACAGUUAAAAGCAGGGCUUGUGUUGUGUUGACCGGACAGUUCCCGUGUUUGACCGUUUAUUUUGACGGAGAAAGAAUAGAAGGAAUUACCCCGACGCAGACGAACUGACAUUUUAUUCGUUACGCACAUCGCAGAUGUAGCUAAAUCACCCAAGAAAAGAUUCCCAUCUGAACAUCUGAGCUGGACACUGUUCAGUGCAGCUCGCUGUCAGCGCAUAUGUGCACAGCGAGCUGAAGGUGUGGAGAUUGGCUUGGAGCGCGUUGCAGAACCAGAGUGCAUGUGGGAAGGUUCCUCCCACUGAAGCGAGUGUUUUCCAAACCCUGUCCCUCAGAGAGACUUAUCACUUAGAAAAUGUUCCCUGAUUAUGAAACUUUGGCUGAAUAGCGCUUGUUCCUGUCUCCAAUGUGGCGACACAUCCAGGAGCCGUCUGAGGAGAAGCCCAGAAUCUCAUAUCCUCUUCAGCUCAGAAAGCGCCUAUGAUCACGCACAAGCGUGACCCAUCAACCCGGUCUCACAGUAAGACCGGGUUGGACCUGUUCAGGUUCACGCAGACAAUCUUUACAUAGAAUUGACUUAAGCCGGGCGUACACUGUGCGACUUUUUCACUUUUUUGAGCCGAUUUUCCAGUCGUGCGAGAAUCCACGACAUCGGGGCGAGUUUUGCGCCGAGCGGUCGUGUAGUGUACAGGGGGUUACGAGAGGCGAUUAACACCACGUGACCAGCUGCCGAUCAGCAGUCGUGAGGUCGCAUGGACUUCUGGCGUGUUUAAAAUUUCGCUCGACCCUCGUGAGGGUCGAGCUUGGACCAGAUCAGCCCGACGUAAAGAUAAGCCAGCAGGACAAGGAGAGAGGUCAACUGUACACACGAGGCUUCUCCUGAAAUUGAUACACCAGGAAGGCUUGGCUAGCUGGAUGCAAUCACGCUAAUGUGUUAUUUUGCUUUCCGUGUUUGUUAUUCAAAACGGCUGGGACAGAUAAGGCAUGGAUGAGUCAGGAGUUACGGACUUCAAACAUUUUUCUGAGAAGGUGAAGAAACACGAGUCAUCCCGGGCACACAUGGACAACAACACGGUGAAGCUAGCCAUGCUAGGCAGCAGAGCUAAUGUUGCCAUGCAGCUCGACAAGGGAACAACAGCAGCUGGGUGCAGAGAGGAUUAAGACUUUCCUGAGGAACACCGUGACACAGGAUUGGCUGAAUGCUCUUCCCAUGCUCUCCAUGGAAAAAAAGCUUGUCACAAACAUUCCUGACUUCAAUAAAAAGCUAAUCGAGAGCUUUGCCACUCAGAAGGACAGAAGGGCAACAUUUCUGUACAAAUGAGGUAUCACACACACACAAAUGCAUCCACUUGAUCUUUGUAUAAAGUUGACCUUGGCACAACACUCCAGAAAUAUUUAACAGUGUAAAUUUCUGGUGUUUUGUCUAAGAGGUGUUUACUACCUUUACUGUAACAGUGACCUGCUCAUAAUUUUUUGUGUUCACUCAAAUGUUGAAAUUAAACAAAAUGUUUUUGUUACUUGCCUCUUGCAUUGCCUAUUUACCAUUUAUGGUCAAGCUAUUUUAUGUGCGAUUUAAUGCAGUAUUUUUCAACCUUGGUCCGCAAGGCAGCGUGCCAAUAGUCAGACACACCUGGAUUAAUCAGUUUGUCCAAUGAUGUAAGACAGGAAAUAAGAGCUGUGCGUAAUUCAGGAAAUGGUGAAGUUGUGCACAAAGCUCAGAAAGCACAAGUUUGUUUAAAAAUAAAAAAUAGCACAGCCCCACCAAAAAUAUUUUUCACCAGCCGCCACUGUAGUAUCAGUAAAUAAAUAAUGAAAUCAGGGCAGUUUUAGUGGGCUGAACACAUUACAGUAUAAUUUUCUCAUGGGGUAUUUUCAUAACUUUCUAUGCAGCAGACUGUAGCAUGAGCCCAGGGCUCCUGGAGAGCUGCUAUCCAGCACGUUUCAGUGGAUUUUCCUGCUUUAACAGGUUAGAUUAGCUGUUAAGCAGCUCAGCUAUUUGUUGCUGAUUUAAACCAGGUGUAUUGAAGCAGAUAAACAUCUAAAACAUGCUGAAUACUAGCUCUCUCGGGCCGUGGAGCAAAACCCUGCAGCUAAUCUGAUGCUAUGGCUAACGGCUACUUACCAUUCAGAGCUGGUUCUGUUGGGUCGGUUCCGGUAGUUUCAGGCAACUCACAAGCUCAAAACAAUGAGCUCAGGUCUGCUUGUCUCCUCCAAAUAGACUUGGUCCCUUUCUUCUCGAGUGUCUGGGUAAGGAGGGGGAGAAACGUCCUCCACUUCUAAUAACUGCUCAGAGUGAAGGGAGCUAGCAUCGUCUAGUUAGCCAUCGUCUUCGUCACUGCCGCGGCUCCACCCUCUUGGUCCUCCAGGCAAUGCCUACUAAUGUUGCAGUUUUUAAAAUUGAUACGUGGGUGGAGUAAAACUCUGAGGGGGGCAUUACCACGUCUUUAAAAACCCGGUUCCUACACCUGGGGUAACCCUUUUAUAACCCGAAUGUUUAGUUGUGUAAACGCAUAUCGGGAUAUCCCCAUCAAAGCGUGUGUUCUGCGCAUGCUUUGUUCGCAAGGAAUCUUGGUCUUUUGAGUAGCGAGACGUCUUGUAUGCGCCAGAACACCGGAAGUAAACCACAAGUUGGGAGCAACAUGGCGAGUCGCGGCACAGCACCACACUUUGAGUGACGAGGAAACUAAAGCGCAAACAAACGCGGUCACUAUCUCUUCCGAACUGGGAAACAUGUUGUUGUUUUCACGGAUACCAGAACAAGAAGAACCGGAAAUGACGCAUAUUGCGUCUGGACGUAGUCCAUACGUCCUGACACUACCCCAACGUCCGCAUUUAAAUCGGGUUAUGCAAGUUAGAGGUAACUCUUUCUAUUUAUGCUUGUAAACGGGUUAUUCUGAUCAACUCAGAAACCCGAAUACCGACCUUAACCCGAUCAUAACCCGGAUAUUGGCUGCAUGUAAACGUAGUCUAUGUGUUUGAAACCCCUCUAGAGAACUGUGAUUGGCUAGCCAGAGUCCUGGUAGGAGCUGCGGAGGUUCCAGUGGAGCGUUCCUAGAUCAAACUUUGCAAAGCAAGAAUUUGGUCUAGUUCACCAGGCUAGGACAAAUCAGCACUUUUGAAUGAUUUGAUCUCACCUUUACGCCUCUGCAACAGCACAAGGCACUUAUGCUAAAGCAAACCUGCAUUUCACUCUUGUUUUUGGACUAAUUCACAAAUUUAACUGAAAGUUUCUGUUAUUCCAUCCAUCACAUUCAUAAUAAUAAUAAUUUAAUUGCUGCUAUUUGAAUUUAUUUGUUUUGUUUCUUUUCUGGCUCUGAAAUGCUAAGAUUUCAUCCAAAUUGCCUCGACAAUAUCUUAGUGGCUGCUUUAAUAAGUGCUUCUCUUUCUCUCCAGCAUUAAAUAUGCUCUGAAUUAUUAAUAAUAUUUUUCUAAGAACUUAAACAACACUUUCUGUUAAAAAUUAUGUACUCAGAUGACCUAGGUGUGUUAUAAAGCACUUUUUGGAGCCUAGAUGGUGCCAGUCAGUAUCAUAGGAAAAGCAAACUCGGAUAUGUUUUGCAGCUGAAUUAAUUACUAUGAACCAUUCCAGUCAAAUGAAUGUUUAUCCUAGGAAAGACCUUUUAAAUUAACUUUUAAAGAUUUUAUUUGCAUGUUUGGUUUAUUGAAUUUUUUUAUAUCAAGAGUUUGCUAAAAUUGCAAAAGAAUUAGGAGAUAAUGUACGUAGAAAUUAAUCUUCUCUUCAGCUAUUCAUUGUUAGCAAAACAAAACCAGCACACUUUGAGGUUAUUUUACUGAUAAAGACGACGACAAAACAUAAAAUAUCUAUUUGCUAUAAUAGAAUAGUUUGAUUUCAUAUUUAGUUUAGAGAAAAUGUAAUAAUCCCUCACGGUGGGUAACAUUGAUUUUCUUUAUAAAUGACAUGAAUGAUUAAGAAAACAGACCCAUGCUUUUCCACAAGCGUGACACCAGAUGUGGACAUUACUCCGGUCUCUUCUCAGCGCUUCCUCGAGACAUUAAUGACCACUCGCACUUUAUUAAAAUAUCCCUUUUUUUGCAAAGGAAAGGUUUUUUUUCCUGUACUUGGGAUCAGUAGAAGUUGAUUGGGAAUGUUUUUAGCCAUGAAAGUGAUCUGCUGAUAAUAAGCUCAAAUGUUUGUGUUAAAUAAAAACGCCCAACAGCAGGAAUCAGUGAUGAUGGAAAUAGGAAAUAUGUGAAAAUAAAUAAAUGAUGUGAAACACUUGGGAAAUAAAGAGUUAAACUGACUGAAGUGGGGGUGUUUUGUCUGGAUUUAAUUUGCUGUGUGUAGAUGGGGUUUGAUAAACUUUGUGCAACAUUAUUCUCACAAAUAUUUGACCAAAGUUUACAGAUAUUUGUUAAAGUAAAACAUGAGAUAUUAAAGUGCUUUGUAGAACACAAGUAUUCAGUUUUCUCUGCAUUAACUAGUUUUUAUAUAUAUGGAUCAUAAUAACUGAGCUCAAACCACCUCAAUCAUCAACAGUGAAUUAAAUUUCAACUAUAUGUAGGAUAUAAAAAUGCACAAAGCAUUGGUGGUAAUGACUGAUCAGUGGUCCUAUAUUAUUAUUAUUAUUAUUAUUAUUAUUAUUAUUAUUAGGAAGGUGGAAUAGUUUUCAUACCAACAUUGGAUGCUAAAUAUUGAUAUUUAGCAGAACAAAUAUAGAUCAGCAUUAAAACAUUCUCAUACAAUACAUUUUUGAGUUUGGCCAAUUUAAAAAUAUCCAUCCAUUUUCUGAACCCGCUUGUCCACACAGGGUCACAGGGGGCUGGUGCCCAUCUCCAGCUGUCUCUGGACAAGCUGCCAGGGCAACACAGAGACACACAGGACAAACACACACACACACACACACACACACACUUCAGGAUAAUUUAGAGGGACCAAUCAACCUGACAGUCAGUCUAACGCCUUAAUUUUCCUUUAAUCAAAUUCUAGACUUUUAAGACCCCGCGGAUACCCUAUCCGGGUAAGGGAUGAGGUCCUGGGUGUCAUCAGGGGUGUAACUACCUACUUUAAAUUCUUGCAAUGCAUUGAUGCAUCUGCAUUUAAAGGUCAAAAGCUCUAAGUCAGGGAAGCAAUGGCGAUCUGUAAUGUAAUGAUGAAACUGAUCACUAGCAGGAAGCAGUUCCCAAAUAUUUCAAACAAGCAUUUUGUUUCCAUGGAAACUUAAGCAUCCUCUCACACACACACACACACACACACACACACACACACACACACACACACACACACACACACACACACACACACACACACACACACACACACACACACACAUGCUACUAUAAAUAUGGAUAAUACAAUUUAACAGCUCCUAUUCAUUUAUUCUUGUAGAUGUGUUAUUAUUAUUAUUAUUAUUAUUACUUUUUUAAAUGAUGACCCCACUGUAUUGGUGGUCUGUUUUCUAUUUCUUUUGUACUGCUGUCGCUCCAUUUCCCCCUCCCUCUCUUUCCCUGUUUGUGUUGUAUGUCUCUUUUCUCCCUGCCUGUCCACGCUGGUGCGUAGGUGAAUGUGGUCUAACAUGCCACAAACAUAAUAGCACAACAAGAGGAAUAUCCCACAUCCCUCUUGCCGUAGAGCAAAACUGCUUCGGCAUCCAGUUCAUCCAUUCUGUCUGCUUCAACUACCUCGACUACCAGGAGGACAAUCAGGACAACCAGGAAAACAGAACUACCACGAUCAAACAAUAGUCAUUAGGACAACCAGGAAAACAGAACUACCACGAUCAAACAGACGGUUCAGUUCUAUGAUGUCAUAAAGGCACUAUUACAUACAGGUUCUGGAACUCUUGUAGUCAUUCACUUCGGAAUCUCAGCAGGCAACAGAUAGGUCUCCUGACUGUCUUCACCCAGUGCUUAGUUAUUUUAGCUUAUUGAUUGAAUUCUUUAAUCAGUAACUAUCUUAUUAUACUGAAAAUGCACAGAGCUGAUAACACACGUGAUUAUAGAGAGGCAUCUGUUUAUCGGGGAGAUUCUCCACCUAGGCGGAGGUUUGACAGGUCUCGAUCACGGGACAGAUUUCAAUCAAGAGAGAGAUCGCCAAGUAAUAUCUCCCCCCGUAGAAACCAGUUCUCUCCAAAUAGACCGAUGUUUCACAGGUCUCAACCCAGGGACAGAUCUCCAACUAAUGUCUGUCGAACUAGAAACCUGGGUUCUCCACCUAGGCGGAGUUUUCACAGGUCGCCUUCAAGAGACAGACCUCCAAGAAACAUCUACUAUUCUAGAGGCAUGGAUUUGUGGCACCUCGAUAAGCAGCAGAGAGCAGAUUUACAAACCCUCGAAGAAAAACUGGAUGCUCAAGUGGAAGCCACCCACAAAUUGGAGGUUAAAUGCCAGAAAAUUGGACAAACUUUGGAAAAGGAGCAAUCUGAUAACAAAAUCCUUCGGUCCAAAAACACUGAACUGAGACUUCUGAACGAGCAGCAGAGUGCAGAAAUUCAGUCCCUUAAAGAAGCGCUUUCUGCACAAGUGGAGGCUACCAAAAUUAUGGAGGACAAAUAUCGUAAGUCUGAAGAUCGGACUUUGAGGUUACACUGCAAACUAGUUCAAGAAAAGUGGGAAAGACAAGACGAGACUCAAAAUUUGAACCAAGAAAAAGAGGAUUUACUGGCUUCUUGUAAGAGCUUAGAGGAAAAUCUUCACACUAAAACUGAAAGUGAGUCCAGGCUGCAGAAUGAGCUAAACGCAGCUAUGAGACACCUCAACAAGUUGCUACUGGAAGCAGAGGAUUUCCAUAAAGGAAAGGCUGAAACGUGUUCCACGCUGCAAGACGCACAGGACCACAAUAAGCAGAGGAACGAUGUGCAGGACUCUACAAACACAGGGUCUAAACAGCCCAACAGAAAGGCUGUCAAACGGCAGAUGGUAAUGGAAAAUCAGAAAGCGAACAGCAUUGUCCUGACUAACGAAAGGAGCCUGAAGGUUGACCCACAGGAAGCGCAGGGUCCUACCUCAGGUGAGGUCAGGCUGGAAUCCCAGCUCCUUGAAUCAGAGCCGACACACCAGCCUUAUCUUCUACAUUUUCAGAAAGAUUUUAGUGAAAUCAGCGAAGGUUUAGCUGAUGCAUUAGCUCCAUUAGACGACUUCAAUGACAGCAAACCACAAAUUGAUCAAAGUUCUGUCACAACAUCAAACUCUCCAACCAGGAAGCGUAAGAGAUCAGACUGUCAAUCUGAAUCUGAUUCUUCUGCCUCUCAGAUCCAUGGAGAAAAUUCCUUAAAUAUUACAAAGGACUUUGAGGAACCUCCAGCUAAAUGUUCAAAAACAGACUCAGAGGAAACAGAAACAACAAAAUGGUUUCUGAAUCCUAUAACCUUCGAAUAAAGUAAGGUGUUUCUCCGGUGUCUGUGAGGGCGGGCGGAGGGGUGGGUAGCAUUCCUCCGACGUCCGUCACAGCGGUGGGUGGAGGUCUACGCUUUGCAGACUUCUGGGGUGGGGGGAUUUUUUUUAAGAACUCUUAUUGAAACUUUGCAAAACGAACAAAAGUGACUACAUUUCAAAAUUUGCUAGCAGAAUGACAUUACAGAGUAGCUCCGAAGUCCCCCUGGAAGACAAGAUGAACGGCUCUCUACAGGGACUCGUCUUUCAUCAUUCACUUAAAACCCGUUAAAAAUAUUAGAUUCGUUCGCGAACGACACAUCACUAGUGAUGACCCCAAGAUCAGGAUAAUAAAUAGAAAACAGAGCAGAAA
Molecule: messenger RNA, 8387 nt
Organism: Nothobranchius furzeri (turquoise killifish)
Lineage: Eukaryota; Metazoa; Chordata; Actinopteri; Cyprinodontiformes; Nothobranchiidae
Source: RefSeq, a predicted model, not a curated record